Molecule: messenger RNA, 321 nt
Organism: Exophiala dermatitidis NIH/UT8656
Lineage: Eukaryota; Fungi; Ascomycota; Eurotiomycetes; Chaetothyriales; Herpotrichiellaceae
Exons: 1
Coding region: 1-321 (106 amino acids)
Biological process (GO): mitochondrial respiratory chain complex IV assembly
Cellular component (GO): mitochondrial intermembrane space
Source: RefSeq, a predicted model, not a curated record
AUGUCAGGCUUCGGUGCUCCUGGCGGCGGCGCCGUCAACAUCAAACCCACCCCUCCCGAACGCGGAUCUUUUCCGCUUGACCACGAUGCCGAGUGCAAACAUCUGAUCUCGUCCUACUUACGAUGCCUGAGAAGGCAGAAUCCCCCAGGGAAGAACAACGAAGAGUGCAGGGUGAUGGCAAGGGACUACUUGAACUGCCGAAUGGAGAAAGGACUCAUGGCAAAAGAUGAAUGGACCAACCUAGGCCUGAACUUCGACAAGACUGCCAACAGCAAUGAAGUCGACAAUCCGGGCGAAGCAGCGGGCCAGGCAAACAAGUGA